UCUCUUAACUUACUUGGUUUUGGGCUGCUUCUCAUAUAAAAGGAUCAGAAAAGCCGCCCAUCGUUCAGCAUCUCCAGCCUUUGUUUCUGCAUCAGGAUUUCGUAGGAGUGCUCAAAAGACUAAGCAAAUAUGCAGAAUGAGGAGGGACAAAACAUGGACCUGUACAUCCCAAGGAAGUGCUCGGCCACUAACAGGCUGAUCACUUCCAAGGAUCACGCCUCUGUCCAGAUUAACAUUGGUCAUGUUGAUGAGAGUGGCAGAUACACUGGUCAAUUUUCAACUUUUGCUCUUUGUGGAUUCAUCCGUGCCCAGGGUGAUGCUGACAGUGCGCUUGAUAGGCUGUGGCAGAAGAAGAAAGUUGAAGCCCAACAGCAGUAGAUGGGCCUUUUUUUUCGGAAGUUGUCAUGGAUGUUUUUCCGAGUACUAUGAGAAUUCUCAGAUGUGCAGUUCACAACACAUCUAUUUACAUGUUUGCUUAAGUUAGUAUUAGUGGAUUACGAGCUUCCUUUAACCUUGUAUGUUCUGUUCCUUUUAUUUUGAAAUACAGUACAUCUUUUGUUCAUCA
Molecule: messenger RNA, 565 nt
Organism: Salvia splendens (bonfire salvia)
Lineage: Eukaryota; Viridiplantae; Streptophyta; Magnoliopsida; Lamiales; Lamiaceae
Product: 40S ribosomal protein S21-2
Exons: 5
Coding region: 130-378 (82 amino acids)
Biological process (GO): translation
Cellular component (GO): ribosome
Molecular function (GO): structural constituent of ribosome
Source: RefSeq, a predicted model, not a curated record